This is a messenger RNA of Telopea speciosissima, 569 nucleotides long. RefSeq names its product nuclear transcription factor Y subunit B-3-like. Gene Ontology annotation, biological process: regulation of transcription by RNA polymerase II. Bases 30 to 569 code for a protein of 179 amino acids. Gene Ontology annotation, cellular component: nucleus; CCAAT-binding factor complex. Gene Ontology annotation, molecular function: protein heterodimerization activity; DNA-binding transcription activator activity, RNA polymerase II-specific; RNA polymerase II cis-regulatory region sequence-specific DNA binding. NCBI's taxonomy places the organism in Eukaryota, Viridiplantae, Streptophyta, Magnoliopsida, Proteales, Proteaceae. The record is from RefSeq and is a predicted model, not a curated record. The transcript has a single exon.
UUCUUCCAUUCCUUUGAACUCUUUCUUCCAUGACAGGAAGAAGAGAGCAGAAAAAUAGAGUCAGGAGCCCUCCAUCAGAAUCCGAGUCUGGUACCAUGGCAGCAGCUGAGACAAUCUUGGACUCCUCUAAAGACCAAGAUCAGUUACUCCCCAUAGCUAAUGUUAGCCGUAUCAUGAAGAAAUCACUUCCAACAAACGCGAAGAUAUCGAAAGAAGCAAAGGAAACUGUCCAAGAAUGUGCUUCUGAGUUUAUCAGUUUCAUUACAGGUGAAGCCUCUGAUAAGUGUCAAAGAGAAAAGAGAAAGACAAUCAAUGGAGAUGAUCUCUUAUGGGCCAUGACAACUCUUGGGUUUGAGAACUAUAGCGAGCCUUUGAAGGUGUAUCUUAACAAGUAUAGAGAAACUGAAGGAGAGAAGAACACCAUGGCUAGACAAGGAGACCAAGAGGCUAAUUCUAGCAAUACUGAUCAGGGAAACCUUCCAGGUUUCAGUAGUGGAUUUUAUUCACUUGGGGCUCAAUUAAUUCCACAAAAAUUUAGGGAUGAAGGAAAGGUCAUCCGUUAUGGAUAG